CACACCCAUCUUGUCCAACAGUUGAGGAUUGUCGGGGAUCGGGAAACCAGGGGAACCUCAAGGUUUCCACAGACUUCAAUAAGGAUACCCCGUUAUUUCUGAUUUCUUACAGCGCCAGUCGGACAUACCAACAUGGUGGUGGUAGCAGCAGGGACCGGGGGAGCCCACAAAGUGCUCCUGAUUACCGGGAAACAGACCGGCUCCUCCAGCGGCUCACAGGCAGGCUUCAGCCGGCCCAUCUCUGUCGUUUUACCGUCAUCGGCCAGCCAGGCGUCGUCGGAUUCAGACUCCAACUCCUCCGCGGGGCCACCCAUACGAAAACGACAGAGGCUCACACACUUGAGUCCGGAAGAGAAAGCUCUUCGCAGGAAACUCAAGAAUAGAGUCGCAGCUCAAACCGCCAGAGACCGGAAAAAGGCCAAAAUGGGGGAGCUGGAACAGCAAGUCCUAGAGUUGGAGCUGGAGAAUCAGAAACUAUACAUUGAAAACAGGGUGCUUCGGGAAAAGACAGUUGGCCUCCUGACAGAAAAUGAGGAACUAAGACAGAGACUUGGGUUGGACACCCUCGACACGAAAGAGACGGUUCAGGGUCUGUUGUCCACCGGGAAUGAAGCAGGUUUGGGGAUCGGGUCUUCUGAGUCCGCAGCACUCAGGCUACGUGUGCCUCCGCAGCAGGUGCAGGCCCAGCAGUCCCUAAAUCUGAAGACCUCUCAAUGGAUACAGACAGUCCUGACACUACAGACAAUGAGUCUGAUUUGCUACUGGGCAUUCUGGACAUCCUUGACCCAGAGCUGUUCCUCAAGUCUUGUGAACAGGAGUGCCAGGAGCCGCAGGUGCAGCUGGUCAGAGGGGGGAACCCAGUACCUUCCACCACACCUGCGACUCUGGGGACCCCAUCAGUUAAGCUGGAGGCCCUUAAUGAACUGAUCCACUUCGACCACAUUUACACCAAGCCCGUGGAGGUGAGCAGCGGGCAGUGCAGUGACUUGGAGAACG
Messenger RNA from Micropterus salmoides (largemouth bass), 996 nucleotides. It is a transcript of the gene xbp1, whose product is annotated as X-box binding protein 1. The transcript has 5 exons. NCBI's taxonomy places the organism in Eukaryota, Metazoa, Chordata, Actinopteri, Centrarchiformes, Centrarchidae. The coding region runs from base 133 to 927 and encodes 264 amino acids. The record is from RefSeq and is a predicted model, not a curated record. Gene Ontology annotation, cellular component: nucleus. Gene Ontology annotation, molecular function: RNA polymerase II transcription regulatory region sequence-specific DNA binding; DNA-binding transcription factor activity, RNA polymerase II-specific.